Molecule: messenger RNA, 375 nt
Organism: Chrysochloris asiatica (Cape golden mole)
Lineage: Eukaryota; Metazoa; Chordata; Mammalia; Afrosoricida; Chrysochloridae
Product: transmembrane protein 254-like
Exons: 4
Coding region: 1-375 (124 amino acids)
Source: RefSeq, a predicted model, not a curated record
AUGGGCAAGGCGGCAGGCGAAGCGGCCUACUUCCAGAGGGGCAGUCUGUUCUGGUUCACGCUCAUCACCUUCUCCAUGGGCUUCUACACGUGGGCUGUCUUCUGGCCUGAGAGUAUUCCCUAUCAGAACCUUGGUCCCCUGGGUCCCUUCACUCAGUACUUGGUGGACCACCAUCAGACCCUCCUGCGCAAUGGGUAUUGGCUUGCCUGGCUGAUUCAUGUGGGGGAGUCCUUGUAUGCCAUGGUGUUAUGCAAGUCUAAAGGCAUCACAAAUGGUCGAGCGCGGCUGCUCUGGUUCACACAGACUUUCGUCUUUGGAAUAGCCUCUCUCUCAAUCUUGAUUGCUUACAAACCAAAGCGCCAAAAGCAAUCUUAA